AUGGGCAUGGCAUUCAUGGUGGCGCAUGGCAUUCAUGGUGGCGCAUGGCAUUCAUGGUGGCGCAUGGCAUUCAUGGUGGCGCAUGGCAUUCAUGGUGGCGCAUGGCAUUCAUGGUGGCGCAUGGCAUUCAUGGUGGCGCAUGGCAUGCAUGGUGGCGCAUGGCAUUCAUGGUGGCGCAUGGCAUUCAUGGUGGCGCAUGGCAUGCAUGGUGGCGCAUGGCAUUCAUGGUGGCGCAUGGCAUUCAUGGUGGUGCAUGGCAUUCAUGGUGGCGCAUUGCAUUCAUGGUGGUGCAUGGCAUGCAUGGUGGCGCAUGGCAUUCAUGGUGGCGCAUGGCAUUCAUGGUGGCGCAUGGCAUGCAUGGUGGCGCAUGGCAUUCAUGGUGGCGCAUGGCAUGCAUGGUGGCACAUGGCAUUCAUGGUGGCGCAUGGCAUUCAUGGUGGCGCAUGGCAUUCAUGGUGGCGCAUGGCAUUGAUGGUGGCGCAUGGCAUUCAUGGUGGCGCAUGGCAUUCAUGGUGGCGCAUGGCAUGCAUGGUGGUGCAUGGCAUUCAUGGUGGCGCAUGGCAUUCAUGGUGGCGCAUGGCAUUCAUGGUGGCGCAUGGCAUUCAUGGUGGCGCAUGGCAUUCAUGGUGGCGCCUGGCAUUCAUGGUGGCGCAUGGCAUGGUGGCGAUUGGCAUGGUGGCGCAUGGCAUGGUGGCGCUUGGCAUGGUGGCGCUUGGCAUGGUGGCGCUUGGCAUGGUGGCGCUUGGCAUGGUGGCGCAUGGCAUGGUGGCGCAUGGCAUGGUGGCGCAUGGAAUGGUGGCGCUUGGCAUGGUGGCGCUUGGCAUGGUGGCGCUUGGCAUGGUGGAGCAUGGCAUGGUGGCGCAUGGAAUGGUGGCGCUUGGCAUGGUGCCGCUUGGCAUGGUGGCGCUUGGCAUGGUGGCGCUUGGCAUGGUGGCACUUGGCAUGGUGGCGCUUGGCAUGGUGGCGCUUGGCAUGGUGGCGCUUGGCAUGGUGGCGCUUGGCAUGGUGGCGCUUGGCAUGGUGGCACUUGGCAUGGUGGCGCUUGGCAUGGUGGCGCUUGGCAUGGUGGCGCUUGGCAUGGUGGCGCUUGGCAUGGUGGCGCUUGGCAUGGUGGCGCUUGGCAUGGUGGCGCUUGGCAUGGUGGCGCUUGGCAUGGUGGCGCAUGGCAUGGUGGCGCAUGGCAUGGUGGCGCAUGGAAUGGUGGCGCUUGGCAUGGUGGCGCUUGGCAUGGUGGCGCUUGGCAUGGUGGAGCAUGGCAUGGUGGCGCAUGGAAUGGUGGCGCUUGGCAUGGUGCCGCUUGGCAUGUGUGGUGACAAGACUGUGCCCAAGAACAACCUUUUGCACCAUUCUCCGCUCUCAUGGAUGAUCACCCCUCCUUUCCUCUCAUGGAUGAUCACCCCUCCUUUCCUCUCAUGGAUGAUCACCCCUCCUUUCCUCUCAUGGAUGAUCACCCCUCCUUUCCUCUCAUGGAUGAUCACCCCUCCUUUCCUCUCAUGGAUGAUCACCCCUCCUUUCCUCUCAUGGAUGAUCACCCCUCCUUUCCUCUCAUGGAUGAUCACCCCUCCUUUCCUCUCAUGGAUGAUCACCCCUCCUUUCCUCUCAUGGAUGAUCACCCCUACUUUCCUCUCAUGGAUGAUCACCCCUCCUUUCCUCUCAUGGAUGAUCACCCCUCCUUUCCUCUCACGUACAGCAACAACCCGGUCUCACCUCACCUGCCGCGAGUAA
Molecule: messenger RNA, 1725 nt
Organism: Closterium sp. NIES-65
Lineage: Eukaryota; Viridiplantae; Streptophyta; Zygnematophyceae; Desmidiales; Closteriaceae
Source: the annotation of a GenBank genome assembly